Molecule: messenger RNA, 1276 nt
Organism: Sesamum indicum (sesame)
Lineage: Eukaryota; Viridiplantae; Streptophyta; Magnoliopsida; Lamiales; Pedaliaceae
Gene: ETFBETA
Product: electron transfer flavoprotein beta
Biological process (GO): fatty acid beta-oxidation using acyl-CoA dehydrogenase; amino acid catabolic process
Cellular component (GO): mitochondrion
Molecular function (GO): electron transfer activity
Source: RefSeq, a predicted model, not a curated record
CUCUCUCUCUCUCUCUCUCUCUCUUCGUAUCUCCAUUCUUUCCCCUCUCUUAUUUCUUCCCCAAACCCAUCUCUUAGAACCCUAGCCCCCAAAUUCACGGCAACAAGAAAGGCAAGUCGACAAUGAGGACAACGACGAGUGCGGCUUCCAGAGUUGUCAAACAGCCUUGAACCCAUGAUUUGAAGAUAUGGCCCAUACCGAUAAUCAAUAAACUGGAAUUAUGACUACAUGGGACAUUUGGGCUGGACCGAUUUAUGGUGCGUCCUAAUCCGACCCCCAAACAAGGCUUCUCGUUUAUGCACAGAGACAGCAAGCAUGAGGAUCAUGGUAGCUAUCAAACGGGUCAUCGAUUACGCCGUCAAAAUCCGGGUCAAGCCCGACAAGAGUGGUGUGGAGACCUCGAAUGUAAAGAUGUCGAUGAACCCCUUUUGCGAGAUAGCAUUAGAAGAGGCACUCCGGAUUAAGGAGUCGGGCCGGGCCUCUGAGGUGGUGGCUGUCAGUGUGGGCCCUGCUCAAUGUGUUGAUACUCUCCGAACUGGGCUCGCUAUGGGUGCUGAUCGGGCAAUUCACGUGGAGUUCCCGGGCACCCUUUACCCUCUUUCCAUUGCCAAGAUUCUUAAAGCUCUUGUUGAUGCUGAGAAGCCCGGCCUUCUUCUUCUUGGGAAACAGGCUAUUGAUGAUGACUGCAACCAGACAGGCCAAAUGAUUGCAGGGCUUCUUAAAUGGCCGCAAGGAACCUUUGCCUCCAAGGUUGUACUUGACGAAGAAAAUAAAGUAGCAACAGUGGACAGAGAGGUUGACGGUGGCCUCGAGACAUUGUGUUUGGACUUGCCUGCCGUAAUCACCACCGAUUUGAGACUGAACCAGCCCCGAUAUGCGAGUCUUCCAAACAUCAUGAAAGCAAAAUCGAAGGUGAUAAAGAAACUCACUCCCCAGGAUUUGAACAUCGAAAUCAGAUCUGACUUGGAGGUUGUUCAAGUAACAGAUCCCCCAAAGAGAAAAGCAGGUGUGAUACUCUCUUCAGUAGACGAACUGAUCGACAAGUUAAAGAAUGAAGCCCGAGUUCUUUGACUAUGUAAACUCACCAAGUAUCAGUGCCUUAACAAUUGUUCAGCAAUUGAUGUACAAGAAUAACAUGGAUUUCUUGUCAGUAAUUAUCAAAGUGUCCAGUUGAAGAUUAACCUGUGGGCGGGGUGAAGGCCAUGUUUGUACAAGUAACAUUUUGAGCAUGAUGCAAGAUUUCCAUUGCUUGUAGAUUUCUCCUUUCUUUCCUUAA